Molecule: messenger RNA, 538 nt
Organism: Xenia sp. Carnegie-2017
Lineage: Eukaryota; Metazoa; Cnidaria; Anthozoa; Malacalcyonacea; Xeniidae
Exons: 3
Coding region: 89-538 (149 amino acids)
Biological process (GO): positive regulation of DNA-templated transcription
Cellular component (GO): nuclear body
Source: RefSeq, a predicted model, not a curated record
GCCGAGACCUUCUCCAGAUGUAGUCUCGGCACGCCAAAAACAUGGCACGCGGGCCCAAAUUUUUUACGCACGCACAUUAUGAAGAAGGAUGGCGGCUAAAACAAGAAGAAAGCAAUGGUCGGACGAAGCAACACAUUGUUUAAUAUCAUUGUGGGCAGAGGAAACUAUUCAAGUAUCAUUGGAUGCAUGCAAAAGUGCGCGGGCAACGUCUAACGUGUAUAAAAUAUUGCUGUCUCAGUUGGAAGAAAAUGGAUAUAAAGGGUUUACCUUAAAGGAAUUGAUAAAUAAAAUAAAGAAAUUACGCCAGAGAUACAGGAAAGAAAAAGAAAGGUCACGGCAAACAGGAAUGGGUGUCUUAAAAAAGUGGAAGUUUUUUAACGAGAUUGAUGCUUUUCUAACUGUACGACACGACGUCAAUCCGUUAAAAAUCAUCGACACUAUGGCAGAAGGUGAUGAACAAGGUGUGCAUGAAUUUGAUGAUGGAGAACAGGGAAGGUUAGAGAAUAGCAGUUUCGACCAAGCUAAAUAUGAUUUGUGA